Clunio marinus is the source of this 312-nucleotide messenger RNA. NCBI's taxonomy places the organism in Eukaryota, Metazoa, Arthropoda, Insecta, Diptera, Chironomidae. The record is from the annotation of a GenBank genome assembly.
AUGUUUCAGUUCGGAUCCCCUUUUCCUUCCGAUCAUCUUUAUUGUCGUCAUUUUUCUUCAGUGAAGGAAGGAAAACUGCAAACAACAUUAUCGGAGAAUAAAGUCGAUAAAAAUCAACGCGAAAAAGGUAAACAUAAAAAAAUAUGCUACGAUUGUUUGUUUUAUGGUGUGCAGCAGCGUUGCUUUCGUGUGAUGAUGAAGCAAUGUAAAGGGGAUGAGAUGGAAAAUUCAUCAGAUCAGGAUGGCGCACAGCAUACGGAUCAAUUCACAACCAUUGAGGAUAAUGAUGGGUUCAAAGGACAACAACGAUGA